Pseudophryne corroboree (corroboree frog) is the source of this 1131-nucleotide messenger RNA. Its product is annotated as proteinase-activated receptor 1-like. The coding region runs from base 1 to 1131 and encodes 376 amino acids. Gene Ontology annotation, biological process: thrombin-activated receptor signaling pathway; positive regulation of Rho protein signal transduction; phospholipase C-activating G protein-coupled receptor signaling pathway. Gene Ontology annotation, cellular component: plasma membrane. The record is from RefSeq and is a predicted model, not a curated record. Gene Ontology annotation, molecular function: thrombin-activated receptor activity. The transcript is spliced from 2 exons. Lineage: Eukaryota; Metazoa; Chordata; Amphibia; Anura; Myobatrachidae.
AUGGAAUCUGGGAUAGAAGAGGAGGCGGAAAGUCAAGGCAGCUGGAUGGGCGAACUGCCCAACUUUGAGCCAAUGGAUCCAACUUCCAAUGAGGGAAUAGGAGAACAGGGGAACCAUAUGUGGGGACUGGGACACUACACACCAGAUCGAAUUCUCGCCUUUGACAAAAAAACAGAUGAUGCCACAUUUUACCUCUCUAGUCAAUGGUUGACUAAGUUUGUACCAUCGGUGUACACCUUGGUAUUCAUUGUGGCUCUACCUUUGAAUGUAUUGGCAAUCAUCAUAUUCCUGUUCAAGAUACACAUCAAGAAGCCAGCGGUGGUAUAUAUGCUGAACCUGGCAGCUGCCGAUGUACUCUUUGUUAUUCUGCUGCCUUUCAACAUCGCUUAUCGAUUCUCCGGGAACAACUGGCUCAUUGGGGAGGGAAUGUGCCGAUUUGUCACUGCUGCCUUUUACUGCAACAUGUACUGCUCCAUCCUGCUUAUGACCAGUAUGAGCAUGGACAGGUUCCUGGCUGUGGUUUAUCCAAUGCAGUCUCUUACCUGGCGCACAAUGAACCGAGCCUGGCUGGUCUGUCUCUUCAUCUGGAUAAUAUCCAUAGCCAGCACCGUGCCGCUUCUAAUCAGUGAGCAAACUCAAUACAUCGACUCACUAGACAUCACCACCUGCCAUGAUGUGCUGGACCACAAACAACAACAAAACUUCUAUCUGUAUUACUUCAUUAUCUUUUCUUUAAUCUUCUUCUUCUUACCUUUAGUCAUCACAAUCAUCUGUUACAUUGGGAUCAUACGAACAUUGAGCUCCAGAAAUAUUGUAAAUUCUAACAAAAAGACAAGAGCUGUGGUCUUAGCCAUUAUAAUGCUUUCUGUGUUCGUUAUUUGUUUUGGCCCAACAAAUGUCAUCUUUUUAAUGCAUUAUAUGCAUUUCACUGUUGGCUAUGAUGGGUCCCUAUACUUUGCCUACAUCCUGUGUGCCUGUGUUAGCAGUAUCAGUUCCUGCCUCGAUCCUCUUAUGUUUUGCUAUGCAUCGUCAAAGUGUCGGUUGUAUGCCUACAGUUUGUUGUUCUGUAAGAAAACUGAGGAACUGCGGACAAAACAAAAAGAAUUAUCUACAGAAAGUAGUACUUUGUAA